AUGGAUAUAAAUCAUACUAAUGAUACAGCUCAACUAAAAGUUGAAUCUUCUGAGAUUUCAUCACGGAAGUUAAUCAUCAUCAUCAGUUUGAUACUAUUCACUUCGCUAGUUAUUAUUUAUCAAUCUAAAUCGCCAACAACAUUAGAAGUACAGAAGAACCAUAUUUUUAUCCAUCCUCAAAGUUAUUCUAAAGCCAAUUGCUUGAGCGUUUCGAAAACUUCUGCUAUAAUUUGUCAAUGGUACUUUUUAAAUUACACGCCAAGUGCAUGGGAAACUGUUUGGUUUACGAAUAUUGAACAACUACAAAAUAGUGUUUGUGAAACAUUAGCAAAUGUAGAUAAUCUAAACAAAACAGUGUUAGCUGUCGAAAGAGUAGUGGAAUUACAAAAAUUUGGAAGAAACCAUAUCGAAAGCGAUAAACAAAUUGCUGAUAAGCUUCUAUCAAGAAUGUUUUAUCGGCAAGAAUGUAUAGAUCCAAAGACGAAUGUAUCAUUUCAAGGAGCAGAAGUAUCACAAUUAAUUGAACCACUCAUUGGAUUACUACGUGAUCCUUUAACGAUAUGUGAUCGUAUUAGUUCAGUACCUGUGACUGGUUAUGAAGGAGCAGAAAUUCAGUCGAAGCGAUUUUUCUUAUUAUCAAUCGCUGCUCCAUUCUAUAAUCAUUCAUCGCCAAACACUUCUAAGAACAGUAUCGAAAACAGCCUUGAGCCAGAUAAACACAAUAUGAAUAUACUUCCUUGGAUGUAUCAAAGAUCGAAGUUGAAUUUGUUAGAUCCAGAAUUGGAUAUCUAUACAAGCAAGGGACAGAAUAUUUUUAUUGAUUUGGGAAGCGCAUAUUUCGAUGGUUGGACUGGUGCCAAUGGUGCUGCUUCUGGGCGAUGGUUUUAUGAACAUUAUAGACGUUUUGGGACCAAAUUCGAUCGUAUUCUUGCCUAUGAGUUCACAGCAUUAAAUGCUAAAACUGCUUGGAAUCAGUUACCUGCCGAUGUUUUCCCUGUCUAUACGUUGCUUAAUGUUCCUUGUGCAGCGACUGGAAAGUUUAGUCCUUGGGUUAUGCUAAAAGAAAUAGCUAAACCACACGAUCAUGUUGUUAUCAAGUUAGAUAUUGAUACUCCUGAAAUUGAAAUUCCUCUGAUGAGUCAACUGUUAAAUGAUUCAUCGAUUUAUUCUCUAGUAGAUGAAGUCUUUUUUGAGCAUCAUGUUCAUGUAAAAGAAAUGAAUCGUUAUUGGGUAACUCGACAAGGACAAUUGAAAGAUACGUAUGUUUUAUUCACGAAAUUACGUGAACUUGGAGUACGCAUGCAUUCAUGGCCGUAA
Molecule: messenger RNA, 1317 nt
Organism: Rotaria socialis
Lineage: Eukaryota; Metazoa; Rotifera; Eurotatoria; Philodinida; Philodinidae
Source: the annotation of a GenBank genome assembly